Messenger RNA from Oreochromis aureus, 1002 nucleotides. Its product is annotated as trace amine-associated receptor 1-like. Gene Ontology annotation, cellular component: membrane. Lineage: Eukaryota; Metazoa; Chordata; Actinopteri; Cichliformes; Cichlidae. Gene Ontology annotation, molecular function: G protein-coupled receptor activity. The transcript is spliced from 2 exons. Bases 1 to 1002 code for a protein of 333 amino acids. Gene Ontology annotation, biological process: adenylate cyclase-activating adrenergic receptor signaling pathway. The record is from RefSeq and is a predicted model, not a curated record.
AUGCAUCCCUGCUAUGAAUCAGAAAAUGCCACUUAUACUUUUACAAACAACCCUUCCAUUGCCUGUGUUAUAUUGUAUAUUUUCCUUGGUUCAUUGUCUGUUGUCACAAUAUUCGGAAACCUUCUUGUAACAAUUGCCAUAAUUUACUUCAAACAGCUUCACACGCCUACUAACUACCUCAUCCUGUCUCUGGCUGUGGCUGACCUGCUUGUAGGAGUUUUAGUUUUCCCUUUCAGCAUGGCCUUCACUGUUACUUUGUGUCUGGAUCAUGAAGAUUUAUUUUGCAAAAUACGCGAUAGCUUUGAUGUGUCACUAUGCACAUCUUCUAUUCUAAACUUGUGCUGCAUUUCCAUAGAGAGAUAUUAUGCAGUUUGUCAGCCUCUGAAUUACAGAUCAAAAAUAAAUACUCAAGUUACAAUGUUUAUGAUACUGGUGAGCUGGGGCAUUUCUGUAUUAAUUGGAAUUUGCAUUAUAAUUGCAGGAUUCAGCCAAGGUAUGUGUGAAGAAGUGUGCUCUGUUGAUGUUGUAAUUGCAAACACUAUGGGACCUGUUUUCUCAUUUUACCUUCCAGCAAUCAUUAUGCUUUGUAUAUACCUAAAGAUUUUCCUUGUUGCACAGAAACAAGUAAGCACCAUCCAAAAUGCAAUCUGUACAAAAUCUGGAGCAAUUAUUAGUAAGCUAGAAAGAAAGGCCACAAAAACGCUGUCUAUUGUCAUGGGAGUGUUUCUUUUAUGUUUGAGUCCUUACUUUAUUUGUGUUGUCUUUCAGCCUUUAGCUCAUAAUCCCCCACCGAUUCCUGUGAUUGAAACACUUAACUGGCUUACGUUGUCAAAUUCAAUGUUAAAUCCAUUAAUUUAUGCUUUCUUUUAUAGCUGGUUUAGGUCAGCUUACAGAUUGAUUGUUUCUGGAACAAUACUUCAUUGGUUACUGGAGGGGCUGGAUCCUACCCCAGCUGUCAUAGAGCGAGAAGCAGGGUACACCCUGCAUAGGUCACCAGCCUGA